UGUGUUGAAAAAGAAUAUAUCAAGUUAGGAGAAGUUGAUUUGAAUUCAUUUGGUUUAUUUCUUUCUUUCGAGAUGGAUCGAUUUAUUUUGGGCCUGAUUUCUUUACAUCUGAUGACUUUUAAUGUUUUGGCGGGUGUGAUUGUAACACCGACAUUAAUUGGCGAAACUUACAUUCAACCUGAUUUAUCUUCUAUUAGAAAAAUUCCUAUUGAAAAUCCAAAUUACAGUAAUUUGGGAUUUUAUAUUUUAAAUGUUGACAAAUCUCCAAGUAGUGCUUUAAAAAAUAUUAAUUUUCACGAUCCUCAUACGAAAGAAGUUUUAAUUAAUAGUGAAUUGAUAAAAAAAAUGGAAAUUCUUCCUCCUGGAUAUGUUUCUUUGGCUGGAAAAAUUAAUACUCCCCCUGGAUAUAGUGUCACAAAUGAGGAAAAAAACGACGAAAAAUAUUUUAACUAUUUUAUUGCAUAAUAACAUGAUUAAUCUAAUCGUUGUACAAUUGUUUUUAAUAAAUAUUUUGUGAAUAUA
Leptopilina boulardi is the source of this 522-nucleotide messenger RNA. RefSeq lists its product as uncharacterized. The record is from RefSeq and is a predicted model, not a curated record. NCBI's taxonomy places the organism in Eukaryota, Metazoa, Arthropoda, Insecta, Hymenoptera, Figitidae. The transcript has 2 exons. Bases 73 to 465 code for a protein of 130 amino acids.